Amyelois transitella is the source of this 6310-nucleotide messenger RNA. It is a transcript of the gene Syt7, whose product is annotated as synaptotagmin-7. Gene Ontology annotation, cellular component: axon; membrane; synapse. Gene Ontology annotation, molecular function: clathrin binding; SNARE binding; calcium-dependent phospholipid binding. The record is from RefSeq and is a predicted model, not a curated record. Gene Ontology annotation, biological process: cellular response to calcium ion; calcium-ion regulated exocytosis; vesicle fusion. NCBI's taxonomy places the organism in Eukaryota, Metazoa, Arthropoda, Insecta, Lepidoptera, Pyralidae. The transcript has 10 exons. The coding region runs from base 379 to 1554 and encodes 391 amino acids.
UCCUCAAUUUUUUUGCGAAAAAAAUAUAAAAUAUUCCGAAUUCAAAUUUUGAAAUCCAAUACGCAAUUCGUUAAUUACAAAAAAAAUUAUGUUCUCAAUUUGAAUUUCAAAUGAAAUCUGUUAUAUAAAAUGGUGUAACUCAACAAGUGUCAAUUUUGAGCUCACUGCCUUUCGUCACGCAACUAAUUAUUUAUUCAGUGUUCUAAAUACAAAUCUAGAGCUAUCGUGUCGGUUUUAAAUUUAGAUUGUCAUUAAAAAGAGUUGUGUGUAACAUUUUUUUUUCCAAAGUGCCAGUAUCCUAAAGUGACCAUAGACAAUUUCUUUUUUUUUUACAUUAUCUGAAUUUUUAUUAAGUGGUGAGUGAAAUGUGAGUUCUAGAUGUCCGACGGACCUUCUCGACUACCGUCUUUGAUCAAUCCAAAAUGCAAACCUCACGAAAUGUGGGCCGCUAUGACUCGCUCCAUUGAGAUCCUCGUCGCGUUCUUCGAGUAUUAUGCACAGAGAGCGCAGCUUGAGACCACCUCAACGAGCUCCCCGCAAGCCAAGUCUCCGGCGGGGAGCAGCGCAGGCGCAGCCGCCGGCGCGUCGACCGCUGCAGGGGAGCGCACGCCGACUGCGCAGAACAAACAGCUCCAGAAUGUCAAGGGCCAGGAGCAUCCGCCGCAUCCAUCUAUGGCGUUUCUCCAGAACCGCUCCAUAUCCCUGGUGGACAUGUACAUCGACAACUCGGAGCCUUCAGAGAACGUCGGCCAGAUCCACUUCAGCUUGGAGUACGACUUCCAGAACACCACUUUGAUAUUGAGGAUCAUUCAGGGUAAGGAGCUGCCGGCGAAGGAUCUAAGUGGCACUUCGGAUCCAUACGUGCGCGUGACUCUUCUCCCGGACAAGAAACACCGGUUGGAGACCAAAAUCAAGAGGAGGACUCUCAACCCUCGGUGGAACGAGACAUUCUACUUUGAAGGGUUCCCCAUUCAGAAGUUGCAGAGUCGGGUUCUACAUCUGCACGUGUUUGACUACGACCGCUUCUCCAGGGACGACUCCAUUGGAGAAGUUUUCUUGCCACUGUGUCAGGUCGACCUUAGCGAAAAGCCUUCCUUCUGGAAGGCCCUGAAGCCCCCAGCUAAGGACAAGUGCGGGGAACUCCUCACCUCCCUGUGUUACCACCCCAGCAACAGCGUACUUACCCUGACUCUGCUGAAAGCGAGGAACUUGAAGGCCAAGGAUAUUAAUGGGAAAUCAGAUCCCUACGUCAAAGUGUGGCUGCAAUUCGGCGACAAGCGCAUUGAGAAACGCAAGACGGCCAUCUUCAAAUGCACCCUGAACCCGGUGUUCAAUGACUCCUUCUCCUUCAACGUCCCGUGGGAGAAGAUCCGGGAGUGCUCCCUCGACGUCCAGGUCAUGGACUUCGACAAUAUCGGGAGAAACGAGCUGAUUGGCCGGAUAUUGUUGGCUGGUAAAAACGGCUCAGGCGCAACGGAAACGAAACACUGGCAGGACAUGAUCACGAAGCCGAGGCAGACCAUCGUCCAGUGGCACCGUCUGAAGCCGGAGUAAUUUGUUGUUUGAACAAAAAAAAAAUUAUGGAAAACAAAAAAAAAAAAGUUAAAACAAAACGUCAUAAGACUGAGCGGUUAACUUGGAGUUACGGAUCCACCUCUCUAUCUGAAUUCUGGACUUUGACUAUGCACGGAUAAUGUUAUCGUUUCAUUUUAUUUUUUUAUUUAUAUUAUAAAAUAAUUGUUUUAAAUAUUUUUUAACUUAUAAAGAAAUAUAUAUUUAAAAAUGAAGUUUGGAUAUAUUUUAGAAAUUAUAAACAUUUGAUGUUUGUUUUAUAUGUAUAUAUAAUUAUAACAUAUAGAUAUUAUGUUAAUACAUACUUAACGUUCAAUUUAACGAAGUCAUAAAAUAUUGUGAAAUUUAAAAUUUUUACAAUUUAUAAUUUAUUUUUAUUUUUCUCUUAUGCACGGACAUAUUCGUACUUUGAAAUCUUUGGAUAUCUGAAGACUUUGUGUGAACUAUCUAAUAUUUCGAAGCUUUAGGACUUUCCGUCUUCACUUUCAAAAAUACGGUCUGUUUUCAAACACAAUUGAAGAGAAAAUUUAUUAACGUUAUUUAUAAAAAAGACAUUAUUUAUUAUUCAUUUUAUACUGUUAUUUGGUUAAUUCAUUGCUAUGUUAAUUAUUAAUUUUUAACAAGUAACCCAAUCAGUGUCAUUAAAAAAAAUCUUAUUUGAAUGACAUGCUUUGUCUCAUGUUAUUAUCAUUUAAUGAAAGAUACUUAGCUGCAAUUAUAAAACAGAGUACCUAUAACUAUUGUACUUCGCUUCAAAUAUGUUUGAAAAUAUGAUCAUUGUUCGAAAAUUAUUGACGUUUUAUGGUAAUAGUUGGACAAUCAAUGUUAAGGUUUUUAAUAAAUUGUUAGAGAUAUAUCUAAUAUAAUUGUUAAACUGUAGUGAUUACGUGAAAAUGUCGAGUUCGUAUCGCACAAAGAGUGUAGUUCUUUUAUUUUAAUUAAUAAUUCGAAAAAGUUGAUAUUGCUGCUCAAAAUUAAACAAAAAGAAAUGGCAUAUAAUUCAAAUUUGUUGAGCACUUAAAAUAUUUCAGUUACUUAUUUUGAUUUGAAAUAUAAAUAAAAAAAAAACAAUAAUCAAAAUGUGAACUGCCAAAUUGUUAUUUAUAAACAAAACAAAACGAGAUAUUUCGAGGUAUGUGUCAAAAUACAUUUUUGUCAUAUGAAUAUAUACUUAUUAAAGAUUUAAAUAAUAUAAAGCGUUACACAUCGUUCGCGAUUCGCCUUUGGUGGUAAGAUUUUUAUUGCUUUUAUAAAAUAUUUUUCAUUUACCUAUUAUUAAUUUGUUCGGUAAACUUUAUUUACCAAUUCUUUUACACGGAAAUCAUAAAGGAAUAACAUGCGUUGUGUUUAUAAAGAAACAAAUAAAUUUCUGUGAAGAAUUAAAUGGUUACACAUGCUUGCUGGAUUUUCAAUACGAUACGUAUUAAAAUGUAUUAUUAAUUUAUCCCAAAAGAGUUCUGGCGGAAAGUAGAUAGUUACAUAAAUAUGGAUAAUUCUUAAGUUAACUUGAGGCGCAGAAAAACUUUAAUCUUAGUAGUUUCCUGUUGUUCUUAUGUUCUUACAUAAACUGCUAAUUCCUUUAGCGUUGGCGCACCGUUUACGAUGUUAACGGUUUAUAAGAGAGACAUUCUAAAUUAAUUGUUAAAUAUUAAGUGAAUUAGGAAACGGCAUGUGUAAAUGGUUGGUCAAUUUUAGGCGCGAAUAUAAUAAUAAUAAAUCACGCAAAAUGUGAUGAGAAAUGGUUUGUUCAUUAUAAAAAGAAGCAUUUAAUUUAUUAUUUACAUUUUUACAUUACAAAUCUAAAGCUAUAUUAUAGAUAUUUAUAAUUAUAUUGUAUUACAAAUUCGAAAUACAAAUAUACCUAUAUCGUUGAGUUAGUAUCUCAUAACACAAGUUUCGAACUUACUUUGAGGCUAACUCAAUCUGUGUAAUUUGUCCCGUAUAUAUUUAUUUAUUUAUUUUUUACACCUGAAAGUAAUAAUAUAGAACGCAUAAAUAUAUAUAAUAUAGCUGUUGAUUUUAGUCAUAAAUGGUAUCAUACAGCUUUUGUUUGUUAAAAUGUAUUUAAAAAUAGUUGAUAGUUUCAAAACGCUUGUUGUUACAUAUUACAAAGCUUUCAUUCCGUAGGACAUAUUGGUGUUAUUGAAAGAGUAUAUAAAAAUCAUGAAAAUCCAAUAUUGUAUACAUUUAUAAAAAGUUUUAUAGAGAAACGUAGUGUAUUUUAUAGGUGUACUUAAUUAUCGCGUAAUAUUUGUAUAAAAAUUUGGCACUUCGAGAAUAGAAAAAAAAUACUGGUAAGUUAUAUUUUAAAAUUAGAUUUUAUUGUUUCUUAUUUACUAAAUCACUAAUUAAUUGAAAACUGUUUAAUAAUAUUAAGACACGCAAAAAAGAAAUAGUCAAAUUUAAACUGUAGUGAUCCCAAAUUCAAAUAAAAAGGGAACUUAGACUGCAACUAACACUACAACUAUGUAAGUUAUAGUGAGUUUGUUUUUAUUUUCGUACAAUCAAACAAGCCAACCAUUUUUUUUAUUUAUAUAAAUACAUGUUAAACUAGUAGAGAAUGCCAAACGGCAUUAAAUCAGCCUUUUGUAGGUACAUUUUAUUUUGCACUCAAUUUAAAAAAAAAAUAUGAAAUUAUUUUAAUGGAAAAAUAUUUAUACGUUAAAUAUUUAUAAUUGAUAAAAUAUUAUGAACAAGCAAUCGAAGUGCCCUAUUUUCAAAUACAUGUGUAGCUUGUUGUCAUAGGUGUUAGGCAGUUUGAUGUUCAUGUAAAUUAGUUGCAGACAUCUGUUAACGUAACCAUUUACCUAUAAAAAAAAAACAAUAACAAAAUCAGUUUCGUUGUCGAUUUUGGAAACCUUGCAGAGCUUCGAAAUCCGAUUUUAGGAUUGCCAACAAAGUAUGAAAACAGUAGCAUUCUAAAUAGUUAGUCAAAAAUUUAAAUGUAUUAAGCAUUUAAGGUUAAAUGUAUUUUGGGCCUUGAAAUUGGUAUCAUCAAUACUUGAAUGCUUUUAUGGUUAUUAAUAAUUUCUUAUUUUAAUGAGUUUUAAUAGCCAGAAUUUUAAUCUUUAUAAAUAAAGAAUUUUAAGUAAUAAGUAUAUGAUAUCUUUACUUGAAGAAGAAGAUACCUAAGGAAUAGUACGAUGUACAUACAUUGACAAAUAAAUGAUUUUCAUUAAUUCAUUACUGUGAAAUUGCACCUAUGAUAGGUUAUCUACAUCUCGUCUGACGUCUGUAUAUAUUUACAUAAUAUAUAUGACAUAUAUUUAACGAACGAGUUACUUAAGUAUUGGUGGAACCAGUGACACAUUUAGAUCGACAGCAAACACAACCGUUUGCCCAGACGCAGGCCUUAUGUCAUAAUGUUUGCUAUAGAACUACAUCACAUCUAGUUGUUAAAAAAAAUGUGUAGUUAAAAACUAUAUUUUUUACUGUCGUGUUUUAAAGCACCGACUCGAAUCAUUCGGGGGGUAAUAGGUAAUAUCAUUUCACCUUUAUUCGCAGUUUUGAGCAAAAAUGCAUAUCCUGGUAAAGGUAAGCGAUUUAAUUAAAUAUUGUAAGUAUAAAAUGAAAGGUCAACAAUGAGAGGAACUAUUCUAUAACUGUAUAUAAUUAUAAAUACUUGUUUAAACAUUCAUUGUUGUCAUACAAACGGCGUGUUUGAGAGAAUCUCUAUGACAAAUCUAACGAAAAUUUUCAACUUCCAAUACUACCUCUUUUUGCUUUUUUUUAAACAUUAAUUGUAAAGUUUAAAUCUAUUUUAUACCGCAAAACCAUUGUUUGGUUUUUUUUUUUUUCAAUAAUACAGCGAUUUAGGUUAUAAUUAAUUAUAAUUUCUAAAACAUUGUGAUGUACAACGUUAGAACAUAUCAAUACAUUGUUUUAUUUUAAAGCAAUCAAAUAAUAUGUAUAUUUUCAUGGAAAAUGUUAUUCUAAAAAUAAAGAUCUAUAUUUUUUGCAAACUACAUGAAAUAAUUUUUUAAAUAAAAGUUAAGGAGUUUUAAAAAUGCAUAAGCCUAGUUUAUUUUGACAGUUGCAUAGUUAAACUGGUAGUGUUAUAUUCUCAUCAACUCUGAAUAUGGUUGGAUUAUAAUAAACAUGUCUAGUACCUACUCCAACCCACUCUUGAACUCUAAGAGUCGUUGAAUAGCUCAUAUUAAUUUAAAUAAAUCUCUAUUAACGUAAGUAAGACAAUACUUUUCACUUUGAACAAUUUAGGUAUUAUUUAUACAUGGCCAAAAAUUGGAGAACUAUUGUGAGCCUUAUAUAUACAUAUAUAUAUAUACUUAAAGAAUAAAUAUUGUUUACACAAAAAUAAUUAUUUCAAUUUGCAUUCAAAUUUAAUUAAUGAAUUAAAUCUUUAGCAAUAUAAGUACAUAAGCUUACUUCAUUUACUUAUAACAUUUUAAAAUAAUGUCUCUUUUUGACGGAGCAUUUGUUACUGAAUAAAUUCUGUAGCCAUUUGACGAAGCUGAUAACUGGCAGUUUUAUUCUAGUAUAAGAAAAAAUAUUUACUUUUGAAAAUAAUUAAACUUACAAAAAGUGUCGUCAAAACAUUUUUCUUAUUUAAAUUGAUAUACCAUUGCUACGAAAUGAAUAGUUAACAUGCUUUGUACUACGCGACCUUAUUACAGCUUUUGAUGUGAGCUCAAAAUGUAAAAAAAAAAAAACGGCCGUGUUAAUGUAUGUCAAAUAAUAUUUUGUGCAAUAUUAAUAAUUGUAUUAAAUGUUAUAAUUA